Molecule: messenger RNA, 453 nt
Organism: Engraulis encrasicolus (European anchovy)
Lineage: Eukaryota; Metazoa; Chordata; Actinopteri; Clupeiformes; Engraulidae
Gene: polr2l
Product: RNA polymerase II, I and III subunit L
Exons: 3
Coding region: 134-337 (67 amino acids)
Biological process (GO): tRNA transcription by RNA polymerase III; transcription by RNA polymerase II; transcription by RNA polymerase I
Cellular component (GO): RNA polymerase I complex; RNA polymerase III complex; RNA polymerase II, core complex
Molecular function (GO): zinc ion binding; DNA binding
Source: RefSeq, a predicted model, not a curated record
CACUUUAUUUGGAUUACAGAGAUAACCCGGAAGUUGAUGUGCGGCGCGUUCAAUGUAGCGCAAGCGACAACAACCACGCCACGCCGAAAGUAACGAAGUUUGUCUUGUUAAACCUACGAACACAAAGAAAGCCAUGAUUAUCCCGGUGCGGUGUUUCACGUGCGGGAAAAUAGUGGGCAACAAAUGGGAGGCCUAUUUGGGUCUACUCCAAGCUGAAUACACAGAGGGUGACGCCCUCGAUGCGCUUGGACUGAAGAGAUAUUGCUGUCGAAGAAUGCUGUUGUCUCAUGUGGACCUCAUUGAGAAGCUGUUGAACUACGCGCCCCUUGAAAAAUAGUCUGCCUUGCCUAAAGGAUGGAUUUGCAGCCUUGUACAGUGGAUUGUCCGUUUCAGUACCUCUCCCCAGUUUGUUUCUGCGUGUUAUUUUUUAAUAAAAUGAAUUAAUUGUACUUC